AUGAUCCUGGCCGCCGCCGCCGCCAGCAGCAGCGCCAGCAACGGCAGCAGGAGCCCCGGCCCCGCGAGCAGGAGGGCGAGGCCCCCCGGAGGAGACGCGCUCAGGGCCCGGGCCGCUCGGAUCCCUGCUGUCACCGGGCUCGGCGCAGUCCCAUGGCCGCGCCGCUGCGCGCCCCUCGCUCGGCCUCGCGACCCCGGCUGCCCCGCGGCGGCGGCGGCGGCGGAGGCACCGCGAACCCGCCGUUCGACCUCCGAAGCGACGCGGAGGCGGAAGCUGGCAAGGCCCCUCCUGCCAGCUCCUCUGAGCCCUGGGAGCGCACGUGACGUCGCGCUGCGCGUGCGCACUGGUCGUAGACGGCCGGGCAGGUUUCGGCGAGCUGGGCGGCGCGGAGGGAUACUAGAGGAAGACAAAAUACUCACUAACUCAUUCUAUGACACUGUUAUAACCUUGAAACCAAAGCAGUGGCCCAGAGAGCUUUCAGAGAAUGAGUUUCUCCAGCUUUGUCCAGUACUCUGUGCAAAAAACUUGGUGAAAAAGGAUUUUUUCCGGCUUCCUGAUCCAUUUGCUAAGGUGGUGGUUGAUGGAUCUGGGCAGUGCCAUUCUACAGAUACUGUGAAGAAUACACUUGAUCCAAAAUGGAAUCAGCAUUAUGACCUGUAUAUUGGAAAGUCUGAUUCAGUUACGAUCAGUGUAUGGAAUCACAAGAAGAUCCAUAAAAAACAAGGUGCUGGCUUUCUUGGUUGUGUUCGUCUUCUUUCCAAUGCCAUCAACCGCCUCAAAGACACUGGUUAUCAGAGGUUGGAUCUAUGCAAACUUGGGCCAAAUGACAAUGAUACAGUUAGAGGACAGAUAGUAGUAAGUCUUCAGUCCAGAGACCGAAUAGGCACAGGAGGACAAGUUGUGGACUGCAGUCGUUUGUUUGAUAAUGAUUUACCAGAUGGCUGGGAAGAAAGGCGAACUGCCUCUGGAAGAAUCCAGUACCUAAACCACAUAACAAGAACUACGCAAUGGGAACGCCCAACACGACCAGCAUCUGAAUAUUCUAGUCCUGGCAGACCUCUUAGCUGUUUUGUUGAUGAGAACACUCCAAUUAGUGGAACGAACGGUGCAACAUCUGGGCAGUCUUCAGAUCCCAGACUGGCAGAGAGGAGAGUCAGGUCACAACGACAUAGAAAUUACAUGAGCAGGACACAUUUACAUACUCCUCCAGACCUACCAGAAGGCUAUGAACAGAGGACAACACAACAAGGUCAGGUGUAUUUCUUACAUACUCAGACUGGUGUGAGCACAUGGCAUGAUCCAAGAGUGCCUAAGGAUCUUAGCAACAUCAAUUGUGAAGAGCUUCGUCCAUUGCCUCCUGGAUGGGAGAUCCGGAAUACAGCAACAGGCAGAGUUUAUUUCGUUGACCAUAACAACAGAACAACACAGUUUACAGAUCCCCGGCUCUCUGCUAACUUGCAUUUAGUUUUAAAUCGUCAGAACCAAUUGAAAGACCAGCAACAGCAGGUGGUAUCGUUGUGCCCUGAUGACACAGAGUGUCUGACAGUCCCACGGUACAAACGAGACCUGGUUCAGAAACUAAAAAUUUUGCGGCAAGAACUUUCCCAGCAACAGCCUCAGGCUGGCCAUUGCCGCAUUGAGGUUUCCAGGGAAGAGAUUUUUGAGGAAUCAUAUCGACAAGUCAUGAAAAUGAGACCGAAAGAUCUCUGGAAGCGAUUAAUGAUAAAAUUUCGUGGAGAAGAAGGGCUUGACUACGGAGGGGUUGCCAGGGAGUGGUUAUAUCUCUUGUCACAUGAAAUGUUGAAUCCUUACUAUGGCCUCUUCCAGUAUUCAAGAGAUGAUAUCUAUACAUUGCAGAUCAAUCCUGAUUCUGCAGUUAAUCCGGAACAUUUAUCAUACUUCCACUUCGUUGGACGAAUAAUGGGAAUGGCUGUGUUUCAUGGACAUUAUAUUGAUGGUGGUUUCACAUUGCCUUUUUAUAAACAGUUGCUUGGGAAGUCCAUUACCUUGGAUGACAUGGAGUUAGUUGAUCCUGAUCUUCAUAACAGUUUAGUGUGGAUACUUGAGAAUGAUAUCACAGGUGUUUUGGACCAUACCUUCUGCGUCGAACAUAAUGCCUAUGGUGAAAUUAUUCAGCAUGAACUUAAACCAAAUGGCAAGAGUAUCCCUGUUACUGAAGAAAAUAAAAAAGAAUAUGUCAGAGCACAGGCUCCGGACGCACCGGCUCAGCGGCCAUGGCUCACGGGCCCAGCUGCUCCGCGGCAUGUGGGAUCUUCCCGGACCGGGGCGCGGGCCCGUGGCCCCUGCAUCGGCAGGCGGACUCUCGGCCACUGCGCCACCAGGGAAGCCCACCAAAUACAGUUUUGAGGGACUUUCCUGGUGGUGCAGUGGUUGGGAGUCCGCCUGCCGAUGCAGGGGACAUGGGUUCGGGCCCUGGUCCGGGAGGAUCCCACAUGCCGCGGAGCAACUAAGCCCACGUGCCACAACUACUGAGCCUGCACUCUAGAACCCAUGAGCCGCAACUACUGAGCCCGCAUGCUGCAACUACUGAAGCCCAUGUGCCUAGAGCCCGUGCUCCGCAGCAAGAGAAGCCACUGCAAUGAGAAGCCUGCGCACUGCAAUGAAGAGUAGCCCCUGCUCGCCAUAGCUAGAGAAAGCCUGCGCACAGCAAAGAAGACCCAACACA
Orcinus orca (killer whale) is the source of this 2686-nucleotide messenger RNA. RefSeq names its product E3 ubiquitin-protein ligase SMURF2-like. The transcript has 3 exons. Gene Ontology annotation, biological process: negative regulation of BMP signaling pathway; ubiquitin-dependent protein catabolic process. Gene Ontology annotation, molecular function: protein binding; ubiquitin-protein transferase activity. Lineage: Eukaryota; Metazoa; Chordata; Mammalia; Artiodactyla; Delphinidae. The record is from RefSeq and is a predicted model, not a curated record. Bases 1 to 2367 code for a protein of 788 amino acids.